UUGAGGGGCGUUGAGUUUCCUUGAGGACCUCGUUGAAGUUUAGAAGAGUCAGGGGUCUCAAACCUGCACAAGAAAGAUCCAACCAUGUCGGACGCGGUGGUUAGUUUUAUGAAGGACUUUUUGGCUGGUGGAAUUGCCGCAGCCAUCUCCAAAACAGCUGUUGCUCCUAUUGAGAGAGUCAAGUUGUUGCUGCAGGUCCAGCAUGCCAGCAAACAGAUCACCGUCGAUAUGCAGUACAAGGGAAUCAUGGACUGUGUGGUAAGGAUCCCAAAGGAACAGGGCUUUAUUUCGUUCUGGAGAGGCAAUAUGGCCAACGUCAUCCGUUACUUCCCCACCCAAGCCCUCAACUUUGCCUUCAAAGACAAGUACAAGAAGGUCUUCCUCGGUGGUGUGGAUCAAAAAACACAAUUCUGGCGUUACUUCGCUGGUAAUCUCGCAUCUGGCGGCGCCGCUGGUGCGACUUCGCUCUGCUUCGUCUACCCUCUCGACUUCGCCAGAACAAGACUCGCUGCCGACAUCGGCAAGGGCUCAGCUGAGAGAGAGUUUACCGGUCUUGGAAACUGCCUCUCCAAGACCUUCAAAUCCGAUGGCCUCAAGGGUCUUUACCUCGGAUUCAACGUGUCAGUGCAGGGCAUUAUCAUCUACAGAGCGGCCUACUUCGGAUGCUUCGACACAGCUAAAGGUAUGCUGCCAGAUCCCAAGAACACGCACAUCUUCGUCACCUGGAUGAUCGCCCAGACUGUCACCGCUGCAGCUGGUAUCGUGUCAUACCCCUUCGACACCGUCAGACGUCGUAUGAUGAUGCAGUCUGGACGCAAGGGAGCUGACAUCAUGUACACGGGCACAAUCGACUGCUGGAAGAAGAUCGUGAAGGACGAGGGAGGAAAAGCCUUCUUCAAGGGAGCCUGGUCCAACGUGAUCAGAGGCAUGGGUGGUGCAUUUGUGUUGGUGCUGUACGACGAGAUCAAGAAGUACACAUAAAAAACGUUCUAAUCUCCCAGUCCCCAAGGAAACCCUUCACUUUGUUUAAGUCUUAAUUCUUGUGAUACAAUGUGGGCAUGUACAGGUACACUUGACCUGGGUUAACAGGCCUCCUCAGAAAUCUGAGAAUCACACCGACAACGCACAAACUGUCUUUCAGUGUCACAAAGUCGGUGUUCCAGUGGAGAUGUUGUGAUGAUGCAGGAGAUGACAUCACUAGCCGUCAUGUAUCAGUUAGUUGGUAAAGCAGUUGCUGAGGUCCAUGUGUUGUUAUGUUGUGACCACUCUGACCCAUGUAUCCCACCUCACAUAUUAUUUUACUAAGAAUAAAGAUUUAUUAGUCUAAUAGUCCAGUA
Messenger RNA from Cottoperca gobio, 1337 nucleotides. RefSeq names its product solute carrier family 25 member 4 (gene slc25a4). The transcript is spliced from 4 exons. Gene Ontology annotation, biological process: mitochondrial ATP transmembrane transport; mitochondrial ADP transmembrane transport; negative regulation of mitochondrial outer membrane permeabilization involved in apoptotic signaling pathway. Gene Ontology annotation, molecular function: ATP:ADP antiporter activity. The record is from RefSeq and is a predicted model, not a curated record. Gene Ontology annotation, cellular component: mitochondrial inner membrane. Bases 85 to 981 code for a protein of 298 amino acids. Lineage: Eukaryota; Metazoa; Chordata; Actinopteri; Perciformes; Bovichtidae.